AGAAAAACGACGCAAGAAAUCUACAAAUGGUCGAUUCCCAAUCCAUCCUCGUCAUUGGAGCAACUGGGCGUACUGGUCUUGAAUGCGUUCGUCAGUUCGCAGCACUCAGUCCCAAUCCUUUCAUCCAUGCCUUCUGCCGGAAUAAAUCCAAGCUGUCGAUCGCCGACCAAAACCGCUGUACCUCCAUCAUUGAGGGUGACGCUCGUAGUGCAGACAAUUUGGAGCGUGCUCUGGCUGAUUCCAGUGCCACGGACGUAAUUCUUAGCAUCGGGAAUGGAGAUAGCAUUAAAAGGACGGACAUCCGUACGGCAUCGGGCAAAGCGUUGGUUCAGGUCCUCAAGCUUCCAGCCUACAAGAAGGUUCGUACGCUGGUAAUUUCAAGUUCUGGUGCUGGAAGUUCGCAAAUCGUUGUUGGGAUGGGUAUCGGAAAGCUCAUCAGCUUCCAUCUCCGCCACAUCCUCAAAGACCACACCGACCAAGAGGCCGCAUUUUAUUCCAUUCGCAACCGCACCACUAUAGUCCGCGCUAGCGCAUUGACGGACAACGCUGCAACCGGAAAGCUUGUAGAACAUGGAGAUCACGAAAAGGCCUUAACCAUCAAAACGGAUCGUGCUGACUUGGCUGCUUGGAUUGUAAACCAGAUUUGUGACACCGACGACAGUUUGGCCUUGGGUCGCGCCGUGAACGUGACUGGUGUCAAAAAGUGAAUUGAGACUGCGGUUUGUAUGACUAUUGACGCAACGAAAAAAGAUGAUUUCACAUUAUCAAGUGUAUGCGGACUACAUACAUCAACAACCGAUGUGCGGACAUGAAUGUCUGUCUAAAGAAGAUUUUAAAGGACGAUGCAUAUCAAUGUACUC
Phaeodactylum tricornutum CCAP 1055/1 is the source of this 860-nucleotide messenger RNA. RefSeq lists its product with no specific name. Lineage: Eukaryota; Bacillariophyta; Bacillariophyceae; Surirellales; Neidiaceae. Bases 27 to 707 code for a protein of 226 amino acids. The record is from RefSeq and is a predicted model, not a curated record. The transcript has a single exon.